This is a messenger RNA of Gavialis gangeticus (Gharial), 1120 nucleotides long. RefSeq names its product late endosomal/lysosomal adaptor, MAPK and MTOR activator 1 (gene LAMTOR1). NCBI's taxonomy places the organism in Eukaryota, Metazoa, Chordata, Crocodylia, Gavialidae. The record is from RefSeq and is a predicted model, not a curated record. Gene Ontology annotation, biological process: endosomal transport; regulation of receptor recycling; positive regulation of TOR signaling. The coding region runs from base 142 to 627 and encodes 161 amino acids. The transcript has 5 exons. Gene Ontology annotation, cellular component: Ragulator complex; late endosome membrane; lysosome. Gene Ontology annotation, molecular function: guanyl-nucleotide exchange factor activity; molecular adaptor activity.
UCCCUCCUCCCCCUUCACUUACCCUGUCUCCUCCCUCGCGCUUGUUGUUGGAGCGAGGGCUCAUGUGACCGGGGCGGCCGGGCCCAGCCGGACAGCGCCCACCGCUCCCGCCCCCGCCUCCCGGCCCGGCCUGGCCCGGCCAUGGGGUGCUGCUACAGCAGCGAGAACGAGGCCUCCGACCAGGAAGAGGAGACAAAGCGGCUGCUGGAGCCUGCUGCCAGCCCCCCAAACAAGGCGCUGAAUGGCACGGAGCACAGCUAUCACAGCCUGCCAUCUGCCCGCACUGAUGAGCAGGCCAUGCUCUCGUCCAUCCUUGCCAAGACUGCCAUUAACAUCAUUGACGUGUCGGCUGCCGACUCCCAGGGGAUGGAGCAGCAUGAGUACAUGGACAGAGCCAGACAGUACAGCACGCGGCUGGCGAUGCUGAGCAACAACCUGACGCACUGGAAGAAGCUCCCGCCUCUGCCGUCUUUGACCAGCCAACCACAUCAAGUGCUAGCGAGUGAACCCGUCCCCUUCGCAGACUUGCAGCAGGUGUCCCGGAUAGCCGCCUACGCUUUCAGCGCGCUCUCACAGAUCCAUGUGGAUGCAAAAGAGGAGCUCGUGGUGCAGUUUGGGAUCCCCUGAGCUGGCGCCCGUGUUCGCCUGCACCCCCUCGCUCUUUCUGUUGCCCUCUUCCUCUCUCCCACCGGCGCCUUGCUGCCACAGAACUUGUACAGAUCCCCCCAUUUCCUACUAAUUGCCCAGGAGACCGGCACCAUCGCCCAGGCCCCGCUGCUGUAGGAGGCCAUACCUGGUCCCAGGCUUUCCUUUUCUUUCAUGUGCGUGUGUGCGGGGGGCAGGCUAGCAUAGCUGUGGGGAGGUGGGGAGGGGAGAUGUUGUAUUUCAUAGGAAGCCUGUAUUGUUGAGCACAACGGGAGGCAUUUCUCCAGCUCCCGGGUGCCUUUGUUUCAAAGAUUGGGGACAAGUUGGACUCCUGGCUCUUGGCAGGUGGGGUGGGCUUCAGUAUCCCUCCCAGUCUACCAACUGCUGGUUCACGGGGUGCUGCACUUGAGGCAAUGCCCCCCAGGCCCUCAUAUGUUCCUGGAGGGCUGGGCUGGUUGGUGGGUGGGUGUGUGUG